AUGACCUCUUCGACCAAACGACCUUCAUCCCCUUCCUCAUCUUCACCGACCCCGAACGGCCCUUUCAAGAAACCACGUCCUUCCUCACCUCAGAAAAAUGUAUCACUCCAUCAAUGGCUUCACCCCACUGCCGCUCCCUUACUACUCUCCCAUUCUCCACCCCUCCAUUCGUCAUCAUCAACUUUCCUAUCAUUCACGAUAUCCUUCUUACCUCCUUCGCACAUCACCACCGUCCAGUCGUUGGAAAAAGAAUGUCGACGCAUAGUACGCGAACUGAACGUUGUUGGCCUGGUAGGAGACAUCGUAUCGAAAGGUGACGAAGGUGCUUUCCAAGAUGGAGAAGGGAGAGCUCCAGGAAGAGGGAGAGAGUCGGGCAAAGAGAGGAUUAGAGAACCUGAUCAUAGGAUUUGGGGAGUUAGGACAUUGGGAUUGAGGGAGGGUAAAGAUGGAACGGGAGGUGAAGGUGACUAUCAACUCCUUGAAGCUUCUUUCGACGAUAAUGAGAAAUACGGCGGUCAAACUAUCUUGAAAGCCUUGAGGGAGAAUAAUGGGAUUGACGUAUUGAGCGUGUGCUGUAGAUGGUAUGGUGGAGAUAUGAUAGGACCAAUCCGAUUCCAACAUAUAACAACUACAGUCCUUACUUCUCUCAAAUCUACCCUCAAGCUCAUGACAUUGAGAGAUCUACGCACGAAUUUGGAAGCAUUGGAUGAAGAAAUCAGUUCAUUACGAUCAAGUCUAGUACCCAUCGCUGCAAAAGGGGAUGGUAACGGUGUACAAAGCGGUGAUAGCAACGAUAACGGGAAGUAUGCCAAUAUCGAGGACGAGAAGCAAUUAGAAAGGUUGGUGGUCGCUAGGGAACGAACGAAGGAUGCUUUGGAGAAAAGAUUGAGCAAAGGGAGUUGA
Molecule: messenger RNA, 903 nt
Organism: Kwoniella botswanensis
Lineage: Eukaryota; Fungi; Basidiomycota; Tremellomycetes; Tremellales; Cryptococcaceae
Exons: 4
Coding region: 1-903 (300 amino acids)
Biological process (GO): regulation of translational initiation; GCN2-mediated signaling
Cellular component (GO): cytoplasm
Source: RefSeq, a predicted model, not a curated record